CGCAGAUAUGUGUCCUUUCGACGAGUGUUUCGACGUCUGCUUGUUCUGCUCAUUGAGUGCCAACUCAAAGGCCAUGUUAUCGUGUUUUGAACUGAAGUAAGGAAGCAUACAAAGCUCACAGUCAUCGAUUGUCACGAUGGCACGGCAGCGUCGCAAAGAACCGAGGGACCACCCCAGAAAGCUUCAGCUGGCCGCGAAGCCCCGGCCACCUGCGAAUGCAAAUGAUGAUCAACUUGGCCCAUGGGCGCCUCUGCCGUAUACUGCUUUCAAAGCAAUCUUGUCCGCUCGACUAUGUGCAGCAGUGUGGAACAACAUAGCUGAUUGUGACGAGACCUUCAACUACUGGGAGCCUACGCACUACCUGAUGUAUGGCAAAGGGCUUCAAACCUGGGAAUACUCUCCCCAGUACGCUAUUCGAUCGUAUGCGUACCUUUGGCUCCACGCGCUUCCUGGCCUUGUCUACAGCAGCCUGCUUCAGUCAAACAGGGUUCUUGUAUUUUACUUUAUGCGUUGCAUCUUGGGCUUCGUCUGCGCGCUUUGCGAGGUCUAUUUCUAUAAAGGUGUACUUAAGCGCUUCGGACCGGUAGUUGCACGCUCGACUCUAGUCCUGCUUCUGUUUAGCACUGGCAUGUUCAUCUCCUGUACUGCGUACCUUCCGAGCGCAUUUUCCAUGUAUUGCGCGAUGGUUGCAUGUGGAGGCUGGUUCCUUGGGGACUACCGUGUCACAGUGUUCGCUACUGCCGUAGGUGCUCUACUGGGCUGGCCGUUCUCGGCCGCGCUUAGCUUGCCAGCUGCUUACGACAUAGCUUGCGUGAAGCGCAAGCUUCACCCUUUUUUGGUUUCUUGUGUGGGUUCGCUCGCCUUCAUUCUGCCCGUGCUCGUGGCCAUCGACUCGCAUUAUUUCGGUCGAACCGUGCUGGCGCCCCUCAACAUUGUCAUUUAUAACGUGUUCAGCAAGCACGGCGCCAACUUGUACGGCGUCGAACCAUGGUCCUUCUACUUCAAGAACGGACUGCUCAACUUUAAUGUGGCUUUUGCAGCCGCUCUGGCGUCAGGUCCGGUAGUGUUGAUGUGGCCUAAGUUGACACGACAAGGUCAUGCGCCACAGGGCCGUGUGAGCUCUGACUGCCUGCUGGAGCUGGCGCCACUCUACCUUUGGUGCGCAAUUUUUUUCAGCCAAGCACACAAGGAAGAGCGCUUCCUCUUUCCCGUGUACCCGCUCAUCUGCCUGUGUGCCGCCAUCUGUGUCAACACACUGGAGUCUGUGACCAGCCUCUACUCGCGCACACUGACGGGUGUCGCACGACGCGCCACGUCCGCUCUGGCCCAGCAUCUCUGGCUCGUCUUUCUGGUCACCGCCACGCUGCUGUCCGUGUCCAGGACGGUGGCCCUCUAUCGAAAUUUCAGAGCACCCAUGGAGAUAUACAUGGAGCUUGGGCCACAUGCAAGCCUUGGUGCUGACAGCCAUGGUAGCCAGGGUGACAUUAUGCCAUCAACACUUUGUGUGGGGAAAGAGUGGUACAGAUUUCCUUCGUCUUUUUUUCUACCUCAAAACUGGGAACUCUCCUUCAUUGAGUCAGAAUUUCGAGGACAGCUUCCCAAGCCAUAUGCAUCUGGUGCUAAUGCAACACGCAUCAUACCCACAGAUAUGAAUGAUGCCAAUAGAGAAGAACAGUCUCGCUACGUAAAUCCAACUGUGUGUGACUACCUUGUUGACACAGAUGGUCAUGAUGUGACUGAUCGUGAGCCUGACUACUCAUCCAGUCCAGAUUGGGAGGUCGUCACUUCUGUCAAGUUUUUGGACAGCAAGAGGUCUCCAAUUUAUGCAAGAACCUUUUAUGUGCCAUUUGUAACAGAACAACAGUGCGUGUAUGUCAACUACUACCUGCUCAAGCGAAAGAAACCAACUAGGAAUAAGGCUUAGUUCUUUUUUCUUUUUCUUCUAAGUGGUCCACGACCCAAUGCUAAAAGAGCAUUCCAUAUUACUUAGCGCUUGGUUUGUGUGUUUAUGUCUAAGACAUUUUCAACCAUGACUAAAGACCUGACAUGUUGACAAAAUUUUCAGUUUUGAACUAGUAACACGGUCAUCAAAAUUUUCAGUACAGGUAGUUUUGCUAUCAGCUGGCAUUGCUAUAUUUCUGUAGUGUUGAAAAUAAGCAAAAACACCAUUUGCAUGUACAAUGUAAAACUAUACAUAAGAUUUUUUUAAUUACUAUCUUUUUUUAAUGCUGAUAAGCUUUUUUAUACUGUAAGUUAUUGAAACCUACACACCUAUGUAAAUAAUUACAAACGUUGUGCCCAAGUCAGUACUGUGUGGUCUGGAACCAGUUCAGUACAUCAGUAGCUGCUCAUGAAAGCUCUUUGCAUCAUAACAAGUAGAAAGAAAUGUGGCAUACUUGGAGUUCACAAAUUACCUGUUUGUGAAUUUCUUAAUUGCUGAAAGCCAUGAUAAAUGCCAUAAUUAAAGUGCGUUUCACCUAGAAAUGUCAUUGAGUCUCAUUAUAAUGUGUUUGUAUACAUAAAAAUGACUGUGAUUUAGAAAA
This is a messenger RNA of Dermacentor albipictus, 2543 nucleotides long. It is a transcript of the gene Alg9, whose product is annotated as alpha-1,2-mannosyltransferase Alg9. Gene Ontology annotation, biological process: protein N-linked glycosylation. Lineage: Eukaryota; Metazoa; Arthropoda; Arachnida; Ixodida; Ixodidae. Gene Ontology annotation, molecular function: alpha-1,2-mannosyltransferase activity. Gene Ontology annotation, cellular component: endoplasmic reticulum membrane. The record is from RefSeq and is a predicted model, not a curated record.